AUGAGUCAACUAAUUGAUUCCGAGGUUGCGCAUUAUGGCCUUCCAGUCGCUGGAGCUAUUUGCCUUUCCAUGCUUCGGCCCACGUUCUGGCAACCGUGCCAGGACCUCUGCAUCCCCAAGAUCCUGCAAGAUCUAGGUGUCAUUGCGUCGGAACUUGGACUGGGUGGCCUGUUCCAGGAGGAAGCUCCUAACUAG
Messenger RNA from Cladophialophora bantiana CBS 173.52, 195 nucleotides. RefSeq lists its product as uncharacterized. The coding region runs from base 1 to 195 and encodes 64 amino acids. NCBI's taxonomy places the organism in Eukaryota, Fungi, Ascomycota, Eurotiomycetes, Chaetothyriales, Herpotrichiellaceae. The record is from RefSeq and is a predicted model, not a curated record. The transcript has a single exon.